Pistacia vera is the source of this 1230-nucleotide messenger RNA. RefSeq names its product F-box protein At4g35733-like. The coding region runs from base 1 to 1230 and encodes 409 amino acids. NCBI's taxonomy places the organism in Eukaryota, Viridiplantae, Streptophyta, Magnoliopsida, Sapindales, Anacardiaceae. The transcript has a single exon. The record is from RefSeq and is a predicted model, not a curated record.
AUGGACCGAAAUCUUCGUGAUUGGUCUACUCUCCCUGUAGACUUACUAUCCAUAAUUGCAGGUGGCCUGAAAACGCCUAGCGACACGCUGCGUUUUGGUGCCGUUUGCAAGAAAUUUCGCCUAGCCAUACGUUUUCAGAAAACACCAUCUUCCUUUAAAGGUCUCAGAAUCCCUGUCCCUGUCCCAGCUUCCAAAAAAGACAUUAAACCGCCUGACCGUUGCUUUCAGGGAUAUCUUGUUCUCACUGAGUCCGUUUUCUAUGCUAUUGAACCCUUACCCAGCAGAACCUCCAAUAUAAAUGUUUCAACCAAAACAUUCAUCGUUAGAUUACAAAAAUCUUCCCUCACUGGAAGAAUGCAAGUCAAGGAACCUCUCUCUAGAUUCCGGUUUCGACACUUGGCAAGGUCGUUACCAAAAACCCUCAAUUUAAUGGACUUUCAGGUCCAUGAGUUACACAAAUCGUACGGUCUAGAUUUCGUUGUUGUCAGAAAACGAAAAGAUAGAUACAUGAAUUAUGACAAUAUGGAGUCUACUUCCUUCCACAAAGUCGUUGUUGCUACGUGUCUUGACGAGCAUUAUCGUGAUUUCGCAGUUAUGGUCACCCAGGGAAUUGGAGAAAUGAAUCUUUGGAGAAUUGGAGAGCCAGAAUGGAUUAGUAUAUAUCAUCUCACUGGCAAAAGUUUUUCUGUCGUUGAUGUUGUGUAUCACAAACACAGAUUCUAUGCGAUCGACAUACGCGGGUUUGCAAUAACCAUUGACCAUAGAACUUCAAAAAUUUAUGACGCUGCCAAUAAAUUUUUUGAGCCCAUUCCUGGUCUCAAAUACUUAGUGAGCUCUCUUGAUCAUUUGUUUCUGGUUGUUAAGACGCAUUUACCUUUCCGUGACGAACUUGGUUACGGGAUAUGCAUGUCUGUUUAUGUCCUUGAUGAAGUGAACCAUGUAUGGCUUUACGUGGAAGGGGGCCUCGACGAUCGAACUUUCUUUGUGGGAGAUGAUUGUUCUUUCUCUGUUUCUGCUGAAGAGUUCCCUGAACUCCGAAGCAAUUCUGUUUAUUUUAAUGAUGAUGAGUUUGCUGAAGCAAGUGAAGCGCACCCCGGAUGGUAUCCUGGAAUUUAUGACGUCAAGUAUGAAAUGAUCGGGCCGCUUGCAGGAUUUCCUCGUCACUCGAAACUUUAUUGGCCUGCACCCAACUGGUUGGCCAGGUUCCCCGCGGCCCGGGCUGGUCGCUAA